This is a messenger RNA of Entrophospora sp. SA101, 180 nucleotides long. NCBI's taxonomy places the organism in Eukaryota, Fungi, Glomeromycota, Glomeromycetes, Entrophosporales, Entrophosporaceae. The record is from the annotation of a GenBank genome assembly.
AUGAACCAAGAACAAAAUGCUAAUAUUCUUGAUUCCGAUGAUGGAUAUUAUAUUGCUAGUAUUACAAGAAGAUGGGGUGGACUUUAUGAUAAUGAGUUAUCUGAAAUUGCUAUCCAAAUAUUGUGUCUUGCAGGUGAUGGUGCAUGUACAAGAUGGAGAACAUAUCAGCCUUCUUGCUAG